Molecule: messenger RNA, 1659 nt
Organism: Haliotis rufescens (red abalone)
Lineage: Eukaryota; Metazoa; Mollusca; Gastropoda; Lepetellida; Haliotidae
Product: probable methyltransferase-like protein 24
Exons: 7
Coding region: 126-1073 (315 amino acids)
Source: RefSeq, a predicted model, not a curated record
UAGUCAGAUGAUAAACUUGACCAGUGGAAUACUGUGACGUGAGUGCUGUUGAAGUCAGAUCUAACGAAAUCAGGCCAUAAAGUAACGAUAGUGAUCACCUGCACUUCUGACAGUGAUUUACCUGUAUGAAGGUACCUUGGAACCGCCUCAGGAUGAAGAUAGCCCGGUCUGCCCCCAUGGUCAGUGCCCUCAUAGUGUCUGCGGUGCUCCUGUACAUAGCUUCCAGGACGAGGCCGAGACAACCAAUGUUUCUGGAUCAACAAGACAGGGUCGGACUCAAGUCCAACGCUCAGGAUGGAACAAAAGAGAAGAAGUCCCUCCCAGAGCCAGCGUUAGGUACCGGGGAGGGUGUGGCCGCCCAUCCCAUCCCCUUGGAGGACAAGCUCCGUACCAUGACCAACAAACAACUGGCAACUCUUUAUAACGAUUAUCUGACCAACGUGCAAGUGUUGUGUCGGGACAAGAUUAGGAUGGGCAACAUUCACGGCGGCGGCUGGGACGUCUGUGUGGACGGACAUUACAAGCUGAAGAAAGACAACUGCAUCGUCUACUCAUUCGGCAUUGACAACGACUUCAGCUUUGACGAUGACGUCGCUGACACCUUCGGCUGUGAAGUGCAUGCUUUUGAUCCCAGCAUGAAUAAGGACGACCACCUGAGGGGGAAGCUGAUCAACUUUCACAACCUUGGACUGGCGGACAUCAAUGGUAACGGCAAGAGGAGUUGGCCAAUGAAGACACUCCCGGUCAUCAGACAAGACAACGGACACGCUGAGAAAGAAAUUGACUACGUAAAGAUUGACAUCGAAGACUCCGAAUGGGGAGCUUUGAGAUACGCUUUCAAAACCGAUGCCCUCAAAGGUAUAAAGCAGCUGUCGUUGGAGUUCCACAUGUUUGGUAAAGAGGAAGUGUCUAGGUACAUCGCCCGGCUGAACGUCCUCCGGGAGUUGUACAACCAGGGCUACAGGAUAUUCUGGACAACCAACAACGUGGUCUCCGCCUGUCGCUUCACCUCUGUCUUCGAUGGCAGACAGAGAACCAAGUGUCAUGAAGUCUACUUCCUCAAGUGGGUUUAAAGUUCGCCACGAUUCAUAGAAGCCUAUAGACAGGGAACCAGAGGUCAUGAAGUCUACUUCCUCAAGUGGGUUUAAAGUUCGCCACGAUCAUAGAAGCCAAUAGACAGGGAACCAGAGGUCAUGAAGUCUACUUCCUCAAGUGGGUUUAAAGUUCGCCACGAUUCAUAGAAGCCGACAGACAGAGAACCAAGGGUCAUGAAGUCAAGUUCUGGAAGUGGGUGGUUUAGAGACUAAAUGGGCCACGGGUGUCUCUGUCUAAAAAGGUCUUUCUGUUCAUUUUACAUUGUGCUUUGUGCGUUGUGCCUUGUUCAUCCAUUUCGAGCUGAGUUUGCAUAUUUGACUUCAUUGCCUCCACAAUGAUGAGUUCCCAAUCCACAUUACUGCUACAACGUUGUGUGCGUCGAAUCUCAACAACGUGGUCGACCUGGUCAAUGGACUUUGGUUGUUUGUUGAAUAACUUGUGUAUAUUUUGUAUUCAAUUUGUAAAUAGUGCCUAUCCAUCUUUGUAAAUAUUGUACAUAUGUCAUGUCAUUGCUGUAUUUUGUCAAUUUCCAUUCCAAUAAACAUGUCUUUUCUUCAUAUGCCA